UCGAGCACUUCGAUAGAUUGUCAUUCCGUAUGAACGUGGAUGCAAACAAACAGCUGUCUCUCUGGUACGGAUUUUAACCGGUGAUUCCGAGUUUGCGAUGAAUUUAGCUGGAAAUAAUUUAAACUACGAUGCUUCGAGAUGAACGGCCGAGGUAUGUUGUUUGGUAGAUAUUUUUUGGUAAAUAGCAUUUGUCGAAACAGGACUCUGUCGACACAUAUCACGCCUACUGCGAAACGAAAAUGGAAAGCGGGACGGCUCGUGCUGGGAGCAACUGGUGGAAUGCUGUUGGGGUCGGUGGUGUAUGACGGAAUAUCGUGUGAUUUCGAAAAUGUACAGGGGGCACAGCGAUUCCUGCGGUCCUUAGGGAUCGGUAUCAGUAUUUCUGCAGACUAUGCCUGGAGUUUAUGGGGAUUGGCCGAAACAGAUGCAGACUAUUCGACUGUUAUCGCUAAAGUUCAUCAAAGAUCGGCAGAUAAGCUGCUGAAAGGUUGUCUGGCAAAUGGUGGCCUGUACAUAAAAAUGGGACAAGGUGUUGCUGCACUCAAUCAUAUCAUUCCAAGACAGUAUGUAGCGACCUUGAAAGCGCUGGAGGACAAAUGUUUAACAAGGAAACCGGAUGAAGUACGUGCGCUAUUCAAGGAAGAUUUUGGAAAGACUCCGGAGGAAGUUUUUCGAGUGUUUGAGUAUGAACCGAUUGCAGCUGCCAGUUUGGCACAGGUUUUUGUGGGUGAAACAAAAGCCGGUCAGAAGGUUGCCAUUAAAGUUCAAUAUGCGGAUCUGAGAAAGCGAUUCGAUGGGGACUUGAGAACUAUUCUUUUCCUACAAGAUUUGGUGGCCUUAAUUCACAAGAAUUACAAUUUUGGAUGGAUUGUUCGGGAUCUGCAGAAAACUUUACGGGAAGAGUUGGAUUUUGAACACGAGGGAAAAAAUUCGGAACGGUGUGCAGAGGAUUUGAGGAAGCAUUGUAACGUCUACGUUCCAAAGGUUCUAUGGGAGUACACAAAUAAGCGUGUGCUGACAACAGAGUUUAUUGAUGGCUGUAAAAUAAGUGAUCGCGAAAGUUUACAGAAACUGAAAAUAAAUGUAGCAGCUCUAGACAUCGACCUUUUUCGAGCGUUCGCUGAACAAAUUUUUCGCAGUGGGUUUGUUCAUGCGGAUCCUCAUCCCGGAAAUAUUUUUGUUCGUCGAAAUCCAGUAUCCGGUCACCCUCAGCUUGUUUUGUUAGAUCAUGGUCUGUAUGGGGUACUGACACAAGAGAUACGCAACAACCUAUGUCGGUUUUGGGAAGCAAUUGUACUCAAAGACCACAAAUCAAUGGAAAAAUACGCUGGUGCACUUAACGUAAAGGAUUAUCGUACGUUUGCGGAGAUAUUGCUUCAGAGACCGCUGGAACUAAGUGGAUCAAAGAUGUCCACCCGACUUACGGAAGAAGAUCUUGCGUACAUGACCAAACAGGCAAAGGAACAUUUCGAUAAGGUGAUGGAAACGCUUAGGAGUAUGCCAAGAAAUAUUAUUUUUGUGUUAAGAAAUUUGAACACUAUUCGGUCAAUCGCUAUGGAUCAUGGUGAUCUGGUGGAUCGCCCAAAAGUGAUGGCUCGCAGCGCGAUAAAGGCACUAAUGGAAUCUGACAAGGGUUUUCUAGGUUUCCUAUACGGGACAUUCAGACGUAUCAACUUUGAGUAUCAAUUGUGGAAAACCUCGUGCCAGUACUGGUUGGUGACUGGCUACUUGAAGCUAUUGGCUCGACUUGGACGUGCGCCCGAUACAUCUCAUUUGUUGAGUGUGCAUGUCGACGUGUAAAAGCAGAUUAGUUUUUGUUAGUACUUCUAGUUAGUUAAUCAGUACUAUUACCUCCAACAAAGUGCAAAUUAUGUCACGUAAGAAAGUGUACCUAAUAUUAUGAUUUGAAAUGUUAAUUAAUUAAAUUAGUAAGAAGUCUGUGUAGCGUUUUAAUCAAAUAAAAAA
Molecule: messenger RNA, 1965 nt
Organism: Topomyia yanbarensis
Lineage: Eukaryota; Metazoa; Arthropoda; Insecta; Diptera; Culicidae
Gene: Adck5
Exons: 4
Coding region: 139-1800 (553 amino acids)
Source: RefSeq, a predicted model, not a curated record